This is a messenger RNA of Gloeophyllum trabeum ATCC 11539, 1038 nucleotides long. Its product is annotated as alcohol dehydrogenase GroES domain protein. The record is from RefSeq and is a predicted model, not a curated record. Gene Ontology annotation, molecular function: oxidoreductase activity; zinc ion binding. The transcript is spliced from 3 exons. NCBI's taxonomy places the organism in Eukaryota, Fungi, Basidiomycota, Agaricomycetes, Gloeophyllales, Gloeophyllaceae. The coding region runs from base 1 to 1038 and encodes 345 amino acids.
AUGAAGGGAUUAGCUGUCUGCGGCAAGGGCGAAUAUGCGGUCGUAGAACGUCCGAUACCAGAGAUCGUCUUCCCAACUGAUGCAAUCGUAAAAAUGACAAAAACGACGAUCUGCGGCACCGAUCUGCAUAUCAUUCACGGCCAAAUAACGACCGUUCCACCCGGCCGUAUCCUUGGUCAUGAAGGCGUCGGUAUUAUCACUCAAGUCGGCCCUGCCGUGAAGACGUUCAAGCCAGGCGACAAGGUGAUCGUCACCGGCAUUAUCCCGUGUGGAACGUGCGCGUUCUGUAAACGCGGGACCUACGGUCAUUGUACAACCGGCGGCUGGGUGAUAGGGAACAGCCUGGAUGGUACCCACGGAGAAUACGUGCGCGUUCCGUACGCCGACACUGGUUUGAAUAAGGUGUCGGAUAAGGUGGACGAUGUCGGGUCAGUGAUGAUUGCAGACGUUCUACCCACCGCGCUCGAGUGCGGCGUGCUGAGCGGAAGAGUGAAACCUGGUUCGACGGUGGCAAUCGUCGGAGCUGGUCCAGUCGGCUUGGGGGUGGUGCUGACUGCGCACCUCUAUUCGCCGAUGAAGAUCAUCGUAAUUGACACUGAUGAAAAUCGGUUGCGACUAGCGACUCAGAUGGGUGCCACGCACGUUCUAGUGUCGGGGCCGGAUACUACGAAGGCGGUGAUGGAACUUACGGAUGGCGCUGGGGUGGACACCGCCGUUGAGGCUGUCGGGUUACCAGCUGCGUUUGAUAUGUGCCAGCAGAUCAUCGGCGUCGGCGGUACAAUCGCAAAUAUAGGUAUCCAUGGCUCCACUGUCGCCUUGGACAUGGGACGGCUGUGGAACAAGAACAUCACUCUCACGACCCGCCUUGUUGACACUGUCACAAUCCCAAUGCUUGUCAAGCUGGUUGAGGCCGGCAAAAUUGACGCAAGACCGCUUGUCACUCAUACCUACAAAUUCGCAGAUAUUGUGGAAGCUUACUCAGCUUUUGAUGCUGCGGCGAAGAACAAGGUGUUGAAGGUGAUCAUUGAGUUUGAUUAA